This is a messenger RNA of Staurois parvus, 1134 nucleotides long. Lineage: Eukaryota; Metazoa; Chordata; Amphibia; Anura; Ranidae. The record is from the annotation of a GenBank genome assembly.
AUGAGGAAAACCUCCGAGGAUUGUCUCACUUUGUCUGCAGACUGGAAAGUAGAAGAUGAGGACAUCACACAGUAUAGUCCAGGAGAAAACCCGGCUCCCUCCAAUGUCCAUCCGGCACCACCCAGUGUAGAUGGACCAUCGGAUUCCUCGUAUCCUGAGGAAUCUCAGACUGUGCGGGACUGGGCCGGCCUUCCAACAGGGAAGAGCUUCUCCUGUACUGAGUGCGGGAAAUGUUUCAGUUAUAAAUUCAGUCUUAAUGUGCAUAAAAGAUCUCACACGGUGGAGAAGCCGUAUUCCUGUACUGAGUGCGGGAAAUGUUUUUCAGUGAAGUCCAGUCUUUACAAACAUCAGAGAUCUCACACGGGGAGAAAGCCGUAUUCCUGUCCUGAGUGCGGGAAAUGUUUCAGUUCUAUAUCCCAUCUUAAUGUGCAUAAAAGAUCUCACAAGGAGGAAAAGCCGUAUUCCUGUCCUGAGUGCGGUAAAUGUUUUUCAGUGAAGUCCAGUCUUUACAAACAUCAGAGAUCUCACACAGGGGAGAAGCCGUAUUCCUGUCUAGAGUGCGGGAAAUGUUUUUCAGAGAAGUUCAAUCUUUACACACAUCGGAGAUGUCACACAGGGGAAAAGCCGUAUUCCUGUCCUGAGUGCGGGAAAUGUUUUUCAGUUAAGUCCAGUCUUUACAAACAUCAGAGAUCUCACACAGGGGAGAAGCCGUAUUCCUGUCUAGAGUGCGAGAAGUCCAAUCUUUACACACAUCGGAGAUGUCACACAGGGGAAAAGCUGUAUUCCUGUCCUGAGUGCGGUAAAUGUUUUUCAGUGAAGUCCAGUCUUUACAAACAUCAGAGAUCUCACACAGGGGAAAAGCCGUAUUCCUGUCCUGAGUGCGGGAAAUGUUUUUCAGAGAAGUCCAAUCUUUACAGACAUCAGAGAUCUCACACAGGGCAGAAGCCGUAUUCCUGUCCUGAGUGCGGGAAAUGUUUCAGUUCUAAAUCCCGUCUUAAUGUGCAUAAAAGAUCUCACAAGGAGGAAAAGCCGUAUUCCUGUCCUGAGUGCAGGAAAUGUUUUACAAGGAAGUCUAAUUUUUACAAACAUCAGAGAUCUCACACGGGGCAGAAUCCACUUUCCUGUCCUGAGUGA